AUGGCAUCACCCACUAGAGCAAGUGAUGUAUCCAAACCGGAUAAGAUUAUUGGUGAUAAAGAAUCAAAAGAAACCCAUCAAGUGAGAGCCAACUUUUCAUCGUCUGAUGAUAAUUCUAUUGCCACCAAGACUCAAUCUUCACCAUUAUUAUCGUCUACCCCACCAACUGUCUCAAAAGCUUUAGUGAGAGCUUACCCAUAUUUAUUGAUUGUUAACAAAUUUUUAUCGGUAAUUACUUGGACAAACGAUGAUUACUGGAUUAAUGUAAUAAUCAUCAGUUGUUUUUCUAUGGCAGUGUUGUAUUUUGAGCAAUUGGUUACUUGGUUCGGCCAUUUAAUAGUUGUUGGAUUUAUAACUUUAUAUGCAUUAUUGAAUAACAAGAUAUUGGAAGAAGCCAGUUUGAAUCCCACCCUUGAUGAGGUCGUUCAAGCAUUAACCAACACUUGCCUUAAAGCUGAUAGAUUGUUGGACCCAAUCAUCUCAUUGUCUUUAACUGGAUACGACAUUAAAAGAUUAUUAUUCACUACAGUAUUUUUAACUCCGUUAUACUUGAUUAUUACUUUUUUGAUCGUAAAACCAAGAAUCAUCUUAUUAAUAAUUGGUUUAUAUUUAUUGACUUAUCAUUCAUCGUAUCUGUCAGUGACAAGAAAGAUGAUUUGGAAAAUUAAAUUAACCAGAGUCUUAUUCUUUUAUUUGACUGGUUUAGAUUUCCUGAAACAAAGAAAUCAAUCGUUAUUUGCUGCUGCUUUUGCUAAAGUACAAAAGAAUUCUAGCUACAACUUGAAUCCUUUGAAUAGUGAAAGUAAUAGACCAGUAAGAUUCACUUAUGUCAUUUACGAAAAUCAAAGAAGAUGGUUAGGUAUUGGGUGGACAUCUAAUUUAUUGAGUUAUGAAAGAACCCCUUGGACUGAUGAGUUCUUGAAUGAAUCCUCAGCCAUUGAAUCUUUCCAAUUACCUAAUCCUGAAAAUCAUCAAGAUUAUUCUUUUGGUCAAGAACAACUGUCUCAAUUAUCGAUGAAUAAUGCUAAAUGGAGAUGGGUUGACAAAACCUGGAGAUUGGAUUUAACAAACGAUGGAGCUAUCACUUUGAACCUGUCCAAGAGAUCAAAAACUACUGCGGAUCCAGGUUCUGAUGAAGGUUUCAUUUACUACGAUAAUACUUGGAAGAGGCCUUCAACUGAAGAUUCUUACUCAAAAUAUACAAGAAGAAGAAGAUGGAUCAGGACGGCUGAAUUGGUCUUUGAUAACGAUGAUUCAAAUACCAAUACAUUUGACGAAUCUGUUGAUUCAACUAUGAAUGAUGAUAUCGUUUCCCCUAGAAGAGCAAAAAAAUCCUUGAGAUUCGCUGAACCCGAUCAAAGUUCAGAAUCUGAAGAUUCUAAAGAUUACAAAGUAUCUGAUUCUGAAAUUUUGGAUUCUAUCAAGGAAUCCGAUUCAAAGCCGGCUGAUGAAAAACCUUCGAAAGAAGAGGUCGUGAGCAUCUUAGAUAAAUUGAAUGUUUCACCAGAAGAUAUUUCAAAACAGGUUUUGGAUCCUGUUUUGACAGAUGAAGUUGAAAUUGAGGAUAUCAAAACCACUAAUGCUGUUAGUGACUCCAAUGAACCCAUUGCAACUUCUAAUUCCGUUGAUGAUAAAAAGAAUGAAUAA
Molecule: messenger RNA, 1647 nt
Organism: Yamadazyma jaroonii
Lineage: Eukaryota; Fungi; Ascomycota; Pichiomycetes; Serinales; Debaryomycetaceae
Source: the annotation of a GenBank genome assembly